Molecule: messenger RNA, 3514 nt
Organism: Panthera uncia (snow leopard)
Lineage: Eukaryota; Metazoa; Chordata; Mammalia; Carnivora; Felidae
Gene: SULF1
Product: sulfatase 1
Exons: 23
Coding region: 761-3424 (887 amino acids)
Cellular component (GO): endoplasmic reticulum; cell surface; plasma membrane
Molecular function (GO): calcium ion binding; glycosaminoglycan binding; N-acetylglucosamine-6-sulfatase activity
Source: RefSeq, a predicted model, not a curated record
GGAGGGUGCCUCACUGAGAAGAUUGCCCUCGCUAGGUUGGCCAGGAAAAGAUUUUUAGUGUUUCAGUGCAUCCCCGGGAGGGUCCCAGUCGUCCCCGGGGGAGCACAAGGAGUUGUGAAAAGUAACGCACAACUGGCCACCGGAAUAAUUCAUUCCCUCCACCUUCUCUUUAGCACCUCCCACUCCUCCCCUCUUUAUAGCCGUCCUUUCUCUCUGAAAUCUCAGGUUACUUGACUGGGAGUUCUCAGACCUCCAGUUUCAGUCCUGCCCUCAGCCUCCAGUCGGUGAGAGACACCCAGCCCCAGCAAUUGGAUUGGGCAGCCCGUCUUGACACACCACCGUGCUGAGUGCUUGAGGACGUGUUUCACCAGAUGGUUGGGGUUAGUGUGUGUCAUCACAUUCGAGUGGGGAUUAGGAGCAGGGAGCUGUGUGGUCUUCUCCAAGUGAGAGUUGCGGGCAAGAGAGCUACUUUGCCUUUGGAAGCAGAGGAGGAAUUCAUUUGCUGCAGCCACAAGAAAGGCAGUUUUUUCAGGUGCUGACUGCCACCCACCACUGUCUGAAGAAGGCGAACUUGGCAGAUGACGUGAAGGUUCUCCAGGACAGAGUAACUGCAGAACAUCUUCAAAGGACCCCAUCUGCAGAUGGUCUGGAUACCUCUGAGCAUAGGAAUUGAUUCUUCAACCAGGAUACCUACUUCAAGACCUGCAGAAACCAGGAGGCUGAGACGUUUUGUCAGUUUUGCGACGUUGGACCAAACACAAUGAAGUAUUCUUGCUGUGCCCUGAUUUUGGCGGUCCUGGGCACAGAACUGCUGGGGACCCUCUGUUCGACUGUCAGAUCCCAGAGGUUCAGAGGACGGAUACAGCAGGAACGAAAAAACAUCCGACCCAACAUUAUUCUUGUGCUCACCGAUGACCAAGACGUGGAGCUGGGGUCCCUGCAAGUCAUGAACAAAACAAGAAAGAUUAUGGAGCAUGGGGGGGCCACCUUCACCAACGCUUUUGUGACUACCCCCAUGUGCUGCCCCUCCCGGUCCUCCAUGCUCACCGGAAAGUAUGUGCACAACCACAAUGUCUACACCAACAAUGAGAACUGCUCUUCGCCGUCCUGGCAGGCGAUGCAUGAACCUCGGACUUUUGCUGUGUAUCUUAACAACACUGGCUACAGAACAGCCUUUUUUGGAAAAUACCUCAAUGAAUAUAAUGGCAGCUACAUCCCUCCUGGGUGGCGAGAAUGGCUUGGAUUAAUCAAGAAUUCUCGUUUCUAUAAUUACACUGUUUGUCGCAAUGGCAUCAAAGAAAAGCAUGGAUUUGAUUAUGCAAAGGACUACUUCACAGACUUAAUCACUAACGAGAGCAUUAAUUACUUCAAAAUGUCUAAGAGAAUGUAUCCCCAUAGGCCCAUUAUGAUGGUGAUCAGCCACGCUGCGCCCCACGGCCCCGAGGACUCGGCCCCACAGUUUUCAAAACUGUACCCCAACGCUUCCCAACACAUAACCCCUAGUUACAACUAUGCACCAAAUAUGGAUAAGCACUGGAUUAUGCAGUACACGGGGCCCAUGCUGCCCAUCCACAUGGAAUUUACAAACGUUCUACAUCGCAAAAGGCUUCAGACUUUGAUGUCCGUAGAUGAUUCUGUGGAAAGGUUGUAUAAUAUGCUUGUGGAAACGGGGGAGCUGGAGAACACUUACAUCAUUUACACGGCUGACCACGGUUACCAUAUUGGGCAGUUUGGACUGGUCAAGGGGAAGUCCAUGCCAUAUGACUUUGAUAUCCGUGUGCCUUUCUUUAUUCGCGGUCCGAGCGUAGAGCCAGGAUCAAUAGUCCCACAGAUCGUUCUCAACAUCGACCUGGCCCCUACGAUCCUGGACAUCGCUGGGCUCGACACACCUCCCGAUGUGGAUGGCAAGUCCGUCCUCAAACUUCUGGACCCGGAAAAGCCAGGUAACAGGUUUCGAACAAACAAGAAAGCCAGAAUUUGGCGUGAUACAUUCCUCGUGGAAAGAGGGAAAUUUCUACGUAAGAAAGAAGAAUCCAGCAAGAAUAUCCAACAGUCAAAUCACUUGCCCAAAUAUGAGAGGGUCAAGGAAUUGUGCCAGCAGGCCAGGUACCAGACAGCCUGUGAACAGCCUGGGCAGAAGUGGCAGUGCAUUGAGGACACAUCUGGCAAGCUCCGAAUUCACAAGUGUAAAGGAUCCAGUGACCUGCUCACCGUGCGGCAGAGCACGCGGAACCUCUACUCUCGCGGCUUCCACGACAAGGAAUGCAGCUGCGGAGAACCUGGCUAUCGCACGGGCAGAAGCCAGAGGAAGAGCCAAAGGCAGUUCCUGAGAAACCAGGGGACUCCGAAGUACAAGCCCAGAUUUGUCCACACUCGGCAAACACGUUCCUUGUCAGUCGAAUUUGAAGGCGAAAUAUAUGACAUAAACCUGGAAGAAGAAGAGCUGCAAGUGCUGCGACCAAGAAACAUCGCCAAGCGCCAUGAUGAAGGCCACCGGGGGCCUGGGGGUCACCAGGCUGCGGGCGACGGGGACACCAUGCUGGCAGACAGAGGCAAUGCCCUGGGCUUGCCCACCACCGUCCGAGUGACCCACAAGUGCUUUAUUCUUCCGAAUGAUACAAUCCAUUGUGAGAGAGAACUGUAUCAAUCAGCCAGAGCCUGGAAGGACCACAAGGCAUACAUUGAUAAAGAGAUUGAAGCUUUGCAAGAUAAAAUUAAGAAUUUGAGAGAAGUGAGGGGGCACCUAAAGAGGAGAAAACCCGAGGAAUGUGCCUGUAGUAAACAGAGCUAUUAUAAUAAAGAGAAAGGUGUGAAAAAGCAAGAGAAGGUGAAGAGUCAUCUCCACCCAUUUAAGGAAGCUGCUCAGGAGGUAGACAGCAAACUGCAGCUUUUCAAGGAGAACCGUAGGAGGAAGAAGGAGAGGAAAGAGAAGAAACGGCAGAGGAAGGGGGAGGAAUGCAGCCUCCCGGGCCUCACCUGCUUCACGCACGACAACAACCACUGGCAGACGGCCCCGUUCUGGAACUUGGGAUCUUUCUGUGCCUGCACGAGCUCUAACAAUAAUACCUACUGGUGUUUACGUACAGUUAAUGAGACACAUAAUUUUCUUUUCUGUGAGUUCGCCACUGGCUUUUUGGAGUAUUUUGAUAUGAAUACAGAUCCUUAUCAGCUCACAAACACCGUGCACACAGUGGAACGGGGCAUUUUGAACCAGCUACAUGUACAACUCAUGGAGCUCAGAAGCUGCCAAGGGUAUAAGCAGUGCAAUCCAAGACCUAAGGGCCUUGAAGUCGGAAAUAAAGAUGGAGGAAGCUAUGACCUACACAGCACACGUAGGACAGAGCAGAAGAACCCACCCUUAAGCUGGUCUCACCAGGGCUAUGGGCUGACGAGAGGACAGUUAUGGGAUGGAUGGGAAGGCUAACCAGCCCAGCCUCGCUGCAGAUGUCAACUGGCAAGGCCUGGAAGAUUUAUACAGUGUGAAUGAAAGCAUCUAUGAGUACAGACAAAACUA